UCUCAACAAAGAUAUACAUAUAUAUACUUGAUUAAAAAAAGUUGUUGCUAAAAUUUUUGUGUUGCAAGAGGUCGUAGUUGAGUUCAGUUUGAAAAGUCACCACCACUCCUUAGCUUCUAGAUACUAAUAUUAUAGAAUUAUCUAGAACUAUAUAAUUAAGUUUCAUAAAAGUCAUAGAACAUUCUAGAAGUUUGUAAUGUUUAGAAGAAAAGUGAUUUGCUAGAUUUUUCUAGUCUUUGGGCCAAGCCCACUAACAAGUAGUUUCUAGAGUUCUCUAGCAUAUUAAAGUUGAGUAGUAUAAAUAGGGACCUUAGGUCCCUUAGAAGGGUGUCAAAGAGUGAGUACACAAAGUGCAUCUAAAAGUGUUCCAAAAAGUGUAAGCUAGAGUGUUUAGUAUGUGUGGUCAAGAAUUGUAAUCAAGUCUUGGUGUAAUUACUUUUGUAUCAAUAAAGUAAUUACGUUUUCACGUGUUGUGGUGUUCAACAAGUGGUAUCAGAGCCGGAUCGGGGUCGUACCGAAAGAGUCCUUUGUUGAGUUUCUUAGAGUGAUCGUGUGUGGUUUAGUACUACAAAGUUUGCACGAUGGGUGACCUUCAAGUGGUCGGUGGAAUUAAGAAACUUAACAACCAAAAUUACAACACGGGGUCGAUGCACAUGGAGGCAUAUCUCCAAGCCAAGACCUGUGGGAGAUCGUUGGUGGCAAUGAAGUCACACAACCAGAGGAUGCAAUCGCUUUGAAGAAAUGGAAGAUUAAAGCGGGCAAAGCCAUGUUUGCGAUUCAGACCACAGUUGAAGAUGAAAUGUUGGAGCACAUCAGGCCGGCGAAGACACCGAAGGAAGCGUGGGAUACUUUCGCAUCACUGUUCACCAAAAAGAAUGAUACGAGAUUGCAGCUUUUGGAGAAUGAGCUUCUCUCAAUCAGGCAGCGCGACAUGACGAUCAACCAAUACUUCACCAAGGUAAAAUCUCUUUGUCGCAAAAUCUCUGCAUUAGACUCUGCUGCUGGCAUGUCAGAUGCUAGAAUUAGAAGAAUUAUUAUUCAUGGAUUAAGGCCAGAAUUUAGAACUUUUAUUGCUGCAAUACAAGGUUGGCCAACCCAACCUUCUCUUGUCGAAUUGGAAAACUUGCUAGCUGACCAAGAAGCAUUAGCUAAGCAAACAUCUGGAAUCUCAUUAAAGAGUGACGAAGAAGCACUCUUUAGUGGUGAUAAGAAAGGUCGAUCUCGACCAAAUGCUAGCAAAAUUUUUAAGAAAAAUGAUGACAAGGAUAGUCAUCAUGGAAGCUCCCAAACAGGGGGAGCUCAAAAGAAAGACAAUCGGCGUGGCCAGUGAAAGAAUAACAAUAAAUUUGAUGGGAAAUGCUACAACUGUGGAAAGUAUUGCCACAUGCCUAAAAGUUGCUGGUUCAAGAAGAAAACUGCAGAAGGUAAUGCAGCCACGUCAAAUGCAGAAAAUACAAGUGAUGAAGAAUGGGACGCAGAAGCAUCUUUCGCUAUGGAGGAAGAAGAAUUAGCUCUAGUAGCUACUGUUCCAGGAAAGAUCGACUACAAUAAUGAUUGGAUAGUCGACUCUGGCUGUUCAAAUCAUAUGACAGGAGACGAAGAGAAGCUGCAGAACAUAACAGAAUAUAAAGGUGGUCGUGUAGUGGUAACAGCCAACAACUCAAGAUUACCGAUUGCUCACAUCGGUAAAACAACAAUCACGCCGAGAUUCAGCUCAAAAGAAGUUUCACUCCAAGAUGUCCACCAUGUACCUGGGAUGAAGAAAAAUUUAUUGUGAGUAGCGCAACUUACGGCGUCGGGCCACCAUGUCGUAUUCGGUCCUCAAGAUGUCAAGAUCUACAAAGAUCUUGAAAUCUCUGGAACACCGAUGAUGAGAGGACAACGUUUAGAGUCUGUCUAUGUAAUGUCAGCAGAAUCGGCUUAUGUAGACAAGACUCGAAAGAACGAAACAACAAAUUUAUGGCAUGCAAGGCUAGGACAUGUCAGCUAUCACAAACUCAAGGUAAUGAUGAAGAAGUCUAUUCUGAAGGGUCUUCCUCAACUCGAGGUCAGAACAUAGACCAUAUGUGCCGGCUGCCAAUACGGUAAGGCGCAUCAAUUACCGUAUGAAGAUUCAAAGUUCAAAGCCAAAGCACCAUUGGAGCUAGUUCAUUUUGAUGUAUUCGGGCGAGUCCAACAAUCAUCAAUCAGCGGCAUGCGGUACAUGGUUACAUUCAUUGACGACUUCUCAAGGUAUGUGUGGAUUUUCUUUAUGAAAGAAAAAUCUGAAACUUUUUCAAAAUUUAAAGAAUUCAAAGAAAUAGUGGAAGGAGAAGUCGGCAAGAAAAUCCAAUGCCUCUAAACAGACAACGGUGGCGAAUAUACCUCAGAUGAAUUUUAUGAGUAUCUUCGAGAACGCCGCAUACGCCAUCAAUUCACAUGUGCAAAUACGCCACAACAAAAUGGAGUAGCAGAGAGGAAGAAUCGCCAUCUUGCAGAGACAUGUCGAAGCAUGCUACAGUCAAAGAAUGUUUCAGGGAGAUUUUGGGCAGAAGGUAUGAAAACAGCAGCUCAUGUGAUCAAUAGACUUCCUCAAGCAAAGUUAGGGUUCGUCUCACCCUUUGAGAAACUGUGGGGCUAUAAACCUACAGUAAGUCACUUUCGAGUGUUUGGCUGUGUGUGCUAUGUGUUUGUGCCAAGUCAUCUACGUAGCAAAUUUGAUAAGAAGGCAAUACGGUGUAUCUUCAUUGGAUACAACAGCCAAAGAAAAGGGUGGAAAUGUUGCGACCCAACAACAGGAAAAUGCUAUACGUCGAGAAAUGUGGUGUUCGAUGAAGCUUCUUCAUGGUGAUCACUGCAAAAGGAAGAGUAACCAGAUUCUAAGGAAAUAGAAGACAAUUUGCAGAAGAAGAUGGGGGAGCAAAUUGUUGAGUUACCUUCAACUCCAGAAACAGAUGAAGAAGAACAAAGUGAAGAAGACAACGAAGACACAACACAGAGUCCAUGGCAAACAAGAGUACAUCAAAGAUCAGAAGAUGAUGCAAAUAAUGGCCAACCAGAACUUCGAAGAUCAACAAGAGCGUGGAAGCCAAAUCCCAAAUACGCCAAUGCUGCUGUAGCUGAAGAAGAGAAGUUCAGAGAGCCGGAGUCAUAUGAAGAAGCAUACCAGAACUCCAAGUGGCUUGAAGCAAUGAAAGAAGAGAUAACUGCUUUAGAGAAGAAUCAGACUUGGGAGCUGGUGCCAAAGCCGAAGGAAACAAAACCCAUUUCAUGCAAAUGGGUCUAUAAGUGUUGACGCCGUUUUUCGUCAACAGAUAAAAGAAUAGAGCACGUAAACAAUUUAAGACAAUGGCCAAAAAUAAACAAACGAAUCAAACACGAUUUUUUACGUGGUUCAGCAGUUAAAUCUGCCUAGUCCACGAGUCUCUGUUAUUAAUCUCAAGAUUAUCUCUAAACAAUUCUUUAGCAAGAAUUCUCCAGAGUUUUCUCCCAAGGAUUCAGAUUUCGGUCCUUUACAAUGGUGCAUGCCUUCUCUAUUUAUAGAGAAGGAUGCAGAAUACUAUCCCACAUAUUUUGGGUAGUUACUCUUUUGUGAAUACAAAUAAAUGGCUUUAAAUGCCAAUAAUCAGAUAUUAAAGGAAACGUCCCCCAAAGAUCAGGGGGCGUAUAACUGUAUUAAAUAAUAUCCCACAAUUCUUGGGGAUUUACAUCAACUAAUGAGGACUACAUCUCAUAGUUAUUACACUUGUGGAUACUCAAGGUGGUUAUGGCGUAUCUUCAAGUCUCCAGCAUUUCCGGUCCCAUGUCAUUGUGCGAGCCACUGACAUCUCCCGAGCUAACAUUUCUUUCGAGAUGGGAUGUCGAGCUCAAGAACCAUGCUCCGAAGUUCCUGAAGAUGAAGGUGUUCUCGGAGCUACCUUUCGAGAUCGAGGUCAUUUCGAGAUCACCGCAUUCGAAAUCAUACAUCAUACUUUGCAGGCUCGACUUACAACCCUAGAUCACUAAUCCUCACGAGACUAUUUGUUGCGAACUCAGCUUUCGAGGUCAUAUUUACUAUGGCUCGAACUCAGUUUUGCCCCCUCAAAACUGUUGACGCCGUUUUUCGUCAACAGAUAAAAGAAUAGAGCACGUAAACAAUUUAAGACAAUGGCCAAAAAUAAACAAACGAAUCAAACACGGUUUUUUACGUGGUUCAGCAGUUAAAUCUGCCUAGUCCACGAGUCUCUGUUAUUAAUCUCAAGAUUAUCUCUAAACAAUUCUUUAGCAAGAAUUCUCCAGAGUUUUCUCUCAAGGAUUCAGAUUUCGGUCUUUUACAAUGGUGCAUGCCUUCUCUAUUUAUAGAGAAGGAUGCAGAAUACUAUCCCACAUAUUUUGGGUAGUUACUCUUUUGUGAAUACAAAUAAAUGGCUUUAAAUGCCAAUAAUCAGAUAUUAAAGGAAACGUCCCCCAAAGAUCAGGGGGCGUAUAACUGUAUUAAAUAAUAUCCCACAAUUCUUGGGGAUUUACAUCAACUAAUGAGGACUACAUCUCAUAGUUAUUACACUUGUGGAUACUCAAGCUGGUUAUGGCGUAUCUUCAAGUCUCCAGCAUUUCUGGUCUCAUGUCAUUGUACGAGCCACUGACAUCUCCCGAGCUAACAUUUCUUUCGAGAUGGGAUGUCGAGCUCAAGAACCAUGCUCCGAAGUUCCUGAAGAUGAAGGUGUUCUCGGAGCUACCUUUCGAGAUCGAGGUCAUUUCGAGAUCACCGCAUUCGAAAUCAUACAUCAUACUUUGCAGGCUCGACUUACAACCCUAGAUCACUAAUCCUCACGAGACUAUUUGUUGCGAACUCAGCUUUCGAGGUCAUAUUUACUAUGGCUCGAAAUCUGGGUAUAACAUUUUGCCCCCUCAAAAGUAUUUGUUCGAAUCCUAAGAGAAGGAAACUUUUGAACUACUCUUUUCGGGAACCAUACCGUCACACUCUUGAAAAUGGACACGUGCCAGAUGGGUAUUGCUCACUUUAGGUACUUGAGUACCUUGGGAACACGCCCACGAUCGUUCGUCUGACAACUUUUCGGCGCCAUCAUGUCACCGAUUCCCAUCCAUUCGAUCUGUUGAGGAAUUUAAUCAACGCUCCUGAUUAGUUUAGUUUUCCCACCUAUAUAUACAAGACUCCCUCUUCGUCUUCUUCACGUUUGUUCAUCACAAGCCAGAAAAAAGAAAAACAUCCCCCUAAACUUCUUUCCACAGUUUAUCCUCAUUGCAUGUUUUCUAGGCCGAAAAAACAUAAGAAUCCUGGUUUGUACGAGUCAGUGAGUUCUUUCUUGCAACCUCUUCUCCACUCGACGAUUUCGCUGCAAUCACCAUCACUGUGUAAGUACGCCAUUUUUGUUGUUCUUUUUAUACUGUGUUUGCUGUGUAUGUUCUUAGCAUGAUGCAAUAGGAGGUUUUGAACCGAUAGGUUUUUAGGCUUUCUGGACUUCCACUCUGGAUGUUCGUCUCUGGUUUAUACCCAGUUUCGACGUUUGAAUGUGGUUCCCAUUUUCUGGGUUUUGAAAUUCUUAGGCAGCGUUUCUUGUACAUUAAGCUUUCGGAUAAAAACAUGGGUUUUGACAAAUACACGAAACCCAAAAACGCUUUUCUUGGCUAACCGCCACUCUCCUUUCCCUUGAAUUUCGGGACUUUAAAAAAAAAAUCAUCCACGCUCCUUUUCCUUUCCUGUGGAACACACGCUCUGACUCUUUAGUAAGGGUCUAAAUACUUAGUUUCUUGUCCUUAGAUCUUCGAGCUCAUCCAUCGAGCUCGUGAUUCUUGCAUGCAUGGCCCUCACCAUUUUUUCUUUCUCGUUAGAUGUCACAGAAUCCGGAAAGACGGUGGGGGUCAUUACGAGCAAUUCCUUACGAGCCCAAAUCUCCGAGCCCGGAAUCGAUCUUUGCCCGGAACCAGCGUCGGAUUAAAGAAUACGAGAUCGCACGCGAGCAAGAAGACAUUCGAGCCCACUAUCGUCGCCAGAUAGACGAGGUCAUCGAAAAGAAGAGAAGGGUUCUUAGGGAAGCCAUCUAUCCGGAGCCUAACCCCGGACCUAGGCCAGUUCCCCUCGACCCCGCAUUAAAAGUCACGGUAGCAUACCACCCGGGGGAACUUCAGUUUUCCUUAAUGGCGGAGCCUUCGUCUUCGCAGCCUAGGAGGGAGAUGUUUGAAGCCGAACUCUACCAGAGCUCGGUUACCACCUCCGACCAGAUAACUGACAUCCUGGCCAUCCAUGGCCUUAGCUCGUUGGACAUACUGAAGUGUCGAGCUCCGACAAGGCAUGAACGGAGCUGUUUCGCUCCUGGGGGCCGCGAUUCCAGUGUGAAAUACACGGCCUGGAGCCAGGAACAUAUAAGGGCAGGAGCUUUGCUGCCCCUGAAGUCCUUUUUCAGAGACUUCAUCGAUUUCGUUGGGUUGGCUCCAUUCCAACUCAACACCAACUCAUACAGGGUGCUGUCUUCCCUGAGGUCCUUAUUCCACGAGCUGGGGUGGAUAGGACCUUCACCCCAAGAGAUUUUAUAUCUCUUUUGUUUGAAGAGUAAUCCCUCCCGAGCUCGGGGAGGAGACGGUUUCUACUAUCUUUCGAGCUACCCCAAAGAGACGAAGAUCUUUGAAGAUCUUCCGAACCACCCCCCUGACUUCAAAAAGGCUUUUUUCUGGACAGACGGCCUGUUCCCGUCUCGACAUCGCUCGUUUAGGCGAAUUCGUAAGUAUUCUCGUUACUUUCUAUUUUUGAGCUCGAAUUUUUAGCCCUUGAAUCCGUGUUUAGUUGAAGUGUAUCUCGCCUUUCAGCUAACUUUCAGCGUCCCACCCCUGACGAGACAAUGAAGGAGCACAGAGAGAGCCUGCUCCGACUCCCUUACGGCAGGAGGUCUCUCUCAUUUCUGUUGCAUGAGGACAAGCUGCGAGCUUGUGGGUUGUUGGGACAGGGCCAGUCAACCUCUGACUGGUCCAGUAAAAAAUAUGAACGCUGGGAGGAAGUGCCCCUGCCCACAGGCAUCCUUCCUCCAAGGAGAGAAAGGAAAGCAUCUCUCCCAAUUCGCUCGAGAAGUCCGCGGUCGGGAAAUGAGGCCAAUGAUGAAGCCUCGAGCUCGGACUCCGGAGGAGGUAAAACCCUUCCUACUUCGCGAAUGUGGUCCCCCACUCUGUUAAAACACAGGCCCAAUAGACUAGUCUCGUGCCUACAGGAUAGAUACCACUUCUACAUAUGGAGUUGGGUAGAUGACUGCGUCCAUAGGUUUGAUAGUGGGCUCGGGAAAUAUGAUACCAUGUACACCACGGACGAGGUGUGGAAUGGGAUAGCGGUGCAGUAUGGGACCAAUGUCUAUAGGGACCUCUCGAGGUUGUCACCAACUUAUAGGGAAGGCACUCCCCCCGCCUCUUCUGAAGAUGGGGGAAUUUCAUGGUCCCUAAGCUCGAGCUCGGGGAAGAGUCCCAGUGCCAUGAAUCCCGACCUCGACGCCGUGCUCUUUAGUGAUGGGGGAGCUGGCGCCCAGAAGAGCAAACGCCCGAGGAUACCAAAGAGGCCCGACCGACAGUCCAAGGUGUCUAAACGUCACGAGACGACUCCCACAGCCCAGAUCACUGCGGACACCUCCAAGGAGCCGACUGCCCAGGUUGAUGGGUCAGGCUCUACUGCAUCCAUCUCGCAGCUUCCCACCGAGACUCGGUUAAUAGUUGCUCGGCCUCCGAAGAAACCUUCUACCUCAACGGUUCAGCUGCCAACGGCCCGAACUCACACUGAGGAAUAUGUACUUGAUGGCACCGCUGGGGCAGAAGGGGCGCUUCUCAGCUCGGACGUCCUUUCUCGGGUGGGUCAGAGCUUUUCUGGCUUUGGUGCCGACCAUUGGGACCUCGUGCGCAAGGCCUCGGACUGCAAUACUCUUUAUGAGAAGAGUAUCGAACUCUCCGCCGCGGCCCUUGUUGUUUCAGCGCAACUUAACUACAAGCUGACCAACGAGGUGCAAACGAGCUUAAAUCUGGCUCAAAAGUCGAAGGAUCUCGAGCUGAAGAUGAUUGACGAGCUCAAAGACUCGAAGUCUGAAAUUGAAAGAUUGAAGACCCGUCUCGAGGAGCUUGAAAAGUCAAACGCUGAGCUCGAGAAGGCCAAAGCCAAGCUCGAAGAGGAGAAGUCUGCCACCUUCGAUUUCAUGGAGAGCGAGAAGACCCGCCUCCUGGAUGAGGCUAAGGAGCAGAGGGAGAAAGCGGUCGACCAGGCCAUGUACAAACUUUGGGCCGACAAUGACGAUCUUGACACCAGCUUCCUGGGUCCUCUCGAAGCCACAUAUGUUGAGCGGUGGAAUGCCCGUCUUUUGGCAAGUACAGCUGCUCGAGAGGUGGCCCAGCAGGAUAGUCAUGCUAUUCGUCCUGGAGGGUCUGGUGAUAUUGAUGCUGAGAAGGCCAAGGAUACUCCUCUUCCUUAAAUCCGAUCUCGGAGAGAUCAGUUAUCGGGGCUGCGUCCCCUCAUUCUUGUAACUAUUUAAAUUUAUGCCCACGGGGCUGACACAAUUUCUUUAACUUUUUCUAUUAUAUGCUUUACAUUUCUUGACUCGAAAUAUUUUGCAUUUUUCUUGCAUUAA
Messenger RNA from Humulus lupulus (European hop), 8567 nucleotides. RefSeq lists its product as uncharacterized. The transcript has 3 exons. The coding region runs from base 6813 to 8411 and encodes 532 amino acids. The record is from RefSeq and is a predicted model, not a curated record. Lineage: Eukaryota; Viridiplantae; Streptophyta; Magnoliopsida; Rosales; Cannabaceae.